Messenger RNA from Setaria italica (foxtail millet), 2305 nucleotides. Its product is annotated as probable pectinesterase 15. The transcript has a single exon. The record is from RefSeq and is a predicted model, not a curated record. Lineage: Eukaryota; Viridiplantae; Streptophyta; Magnoliopsida; Poales; Poaceae. Bases 968 to 2200 code for a protein of 410 amino acids. Gene Ontology annotation, biological process: cell wall modification. Gene Ontology annotation, molecular function: pectinesterase activity.
UGUCUUGUGCUAUCCAGUUACAAGCCAAGCCGGUCUUAUUAAAUCAUUCUCCUACAAAUGCAAAACCACCCCCUGGUUUGCAUGAGCUUCGAUAUACAACAUGAAUAAAACUCCAUGUUGCCACAAACAAGUAAUAGUGUGAAUCACAUGCUUCCCCAUUAAACUAUCCUGCAGUCUUGCAACAUCGGCAAAAACAGAGGAUGCCAUAAAUAAUGUCUUUCUUGAAUCAACUUAUAAUGUGAUGUGAUGUGGUUUGAGCAAGCAAGUGAAGGGGUGAUGGUUGUUGUACUAACCUAUUCCUAAAGGUCUAUUUGGAUCCCAUAGCUAAUGGGUGAAAAUGCUAAAUUGUAGCACAUUUAUGUAUUAGCCUAUCCAAAUGGGAGUUAGCCCACCUCCAAAAAGUGCAAAAGCAUUAGCCGGUAGAGAGGAGCUAAUGGAUGCUAAAGACUUGUGAAAAAGAAAAAAAAGGAGAGAGAAAGGAAGGAGGUGAGUAGAUAAAAGUGACUUUUCAUGAGUUUUAGAUCUAUCCAUUAGCCAUGUCUCCAAACAUGAGUGCUAAUGAGUGAAAGUGCUGAACUUUAGCCCUGCUAAACUUUAGCAAUAACACAUCAAACCCACCUAAGUAAUUUUUAUCCACCAUGCAAUGCCGACCGUCCUCCCCUCCCCCCAUCAUGCGCUGUAUGUCUGCACAGAGCACUCGAUCAUCACAAUCUGUUUUUGCUUUGCGCACACAUUACGUUACGCAUGGCUCAUCAUCAUCACAUUCAUGUUCAAGCAAGGAGUGAAAUCUAAUCCAAUGAUCGUAACGAUGGUAAUGUCACACCAUGCAGUUCAGUGUGCACCUCUCCUCCCCUUCUAUCUUGUACCUUCUUCGUCAUCGUGCCGUCGUCGUGGCGGUCGAGAAGAACACAAACUCUAGUCGUCAGCACUCAGCAGCUCACUGAUCAGCAACGGAUCGGAAAGGAAGAUGAAGCUUGGGUGGCGCCGUACAAGAAUUCCAGCCAGGGCUGCUGCUAAGCCGCUGGUGUUAUGGGCAGCGUCGGCCAUCUGCUCUGCCCUGGUCGCCGUGCUGCUCGCCUCCAGAUCAUUCUACAUCCAACAGCAACCUGACACCUCCACCGGGGCGGCGGAAGAGGGCCGGCACCACCACCGGCGCCGAGCCUGCGAGGAGCAUGCCAGAUGGGUGGCCAGGAUGGCGUCCCUGCACAACGCCUCCCUGGUCCUCACCGUCGACCGCAGGGGCUGCGCCAACUUUACCAGCGUGCAGCAGGCCGUCGACGCCGUGCCCGACCACGCGGCGGCGGCGGCGGCGCGCACGCUGAUCGCCGUCGACGCGGGAGUCUACGCGGAGAAGGUGGUGGUUUGGGGCAACAAGACGGGAGUCACGCUCCAGGGCCGCGGCAACCUCGAGACCGCCGUGGCGUGGAACGCCACCGCCAACUCCAGCGGCGGCAGCACCUCCGCCAGCGCCACCUUCGCCGUCCUCGCCGCCGGCUUCGUUGCCUACAACCUCAGCGUCCAGAACACCGCCCGCCCCGCCGCCCCGGGGGACGCCGGCGGCCAGGCGGUGGCGCUCCGCGUCGCUGCCGACCAGGCGGCCUUCUACUGGUGCGGCUUCUACGGGUCGCAGGACACGCUGCUGGACGAGCGCGGCCGCCACCUGUUCCGGGAGUGCUACGUCGAGGGUUCCAUCGACUUCAUCUUCGGCAACGCGCGGUCCCUCUACCUCGGCUGCACCAUCAGCUCCGUCGCCGACGCCGGCGCCGGCGGCGUCACGGGGAGCGUCACGGCGCAGGGCCGCGCCUCGCCGGACGAGAGGACUGGGUUUGCGUUCGUGCUCUGCAGCGUCGUGGGCACGGGGCGGGUGUGGCUGGGCAGGCCGUGGGGCGCCUACGCCACCGUCGUCUUCGCCAGGACGUACCUCGCCGACGUCGUCGCGCCCGGGGGAUGGGACGACUGGAACGACCCCGCCAGGCGGCAGUCGGUGUUCUUCGGCGAGUACGACUGCACGGGCCCCGGCGCAGCCGCGCAGAGGGUGGCGUACGCGAGGCAGCUGGACGAACGGCAGGCCGCGCCGUUCAUGGACGCCUCCUACAUCGACGGCGGCCAGUGGGCGGUGCCCCCUCUGCUUCCGCCGGUGCAAGGCGACGACGUCAUAUCUGCUGAAUACGCCAACACCAUGGCCGCCGGCAGCAUGUAAAUGUACUGUACUAUACUAGUACUACCCAAAUUCAGUCUGCAGCUGCGAUACAGAGUCAACCAUGAGCAAGGUGAAAAGGCCACUGCUCGGUCGCGUGUCCCAAGG